Nymphaea colorata (pocket water lily) is the source of this 3614-nucleotide messenger RNA. Its product is annotated as cytochrome P450 CYP82D47-like. Gene Ontology annotation, molecular function: monooxygenase activity; heme binding; oxidoreductase activity, acting on paired donors, with incorporation or reduction of molecular oxygen. The transcript has 2 exons. The record is from RefSeq and is a predicted model, not a curated record. The coding region runs from base 117 to 1658 and encodes 513 amino acids. Gene Ontology annotation, biological process: defense response to other organism. Lineage: Eukaryota; Viridiplantae; Streptophyta; Magnoliopsida; Nymphaeales; Nymphaeaceae.
GUGAGGGAUGCUUCCUUGGUUGUUAACAGACACCACACACACCAUAUCUCUUAACAUAUGCAUACACAUACACGAUCGCACCACACACCAAGACAGCAAAUUCUCUCAUCGCAACGAUGGAUUCCAUGAAGCUUGUAGAGAGUUUGGCAGCCCUCCUUGCCGUUGUCUUCGUCUACCAUAUGUGGCCAAAGAGGAGGGGAGAAACAAAACGCCGACCAACCGAGCCUGGUGGUGCUUGGCCUGUAGUUGGCCACCUUGGCCUUCUGAGUGGAACCACACCUCUCCAUAGAACCUUGGCUGCUCUCUCAGAGAAGCAAGGGCCUUUGUUCACCCUUCGGCUAGGUCAAAUGCGGGUUUUGGUAGUGAGCAGCAUGGAUCUAGCCAAGGAGUGCUUCACUACAAACGACCAAGCCUUUGCCAGUCGUCCCCCAUUCGAGAGCUCCAAAUGCCUCGGCUAUGGCUGCGCUAUGUUCCCGCUCGCCCCGUACGGACCUUACUGGCGCGAAGUCCGCAAGAUGGCCACCAUCGAGCUGCUAUCAAACAAGCGACUCGAGCUGCUCAAGCACAUCCGAGUCGAGGAGGUGGGCUCCUUGGUGGAGGCCUUAUACCGCAGCUGCGCCGGCGAUUACCCGGUGGACAUGAAUCGGCGUUUCAGCAACUUGAGCAUGAACAUCAUGCUUAGGAUGGUCGCCGGAAAACGGUACUUUAAUUUGGACGGUGAAGAAAAUGAUAGUGAGGCAGAAGAGUUUAGAAACGUGAUAAGUGAGUUUUUCCAUAUGUUGGGAGUGUUGACGGUCAGUGACGUGAUACCAUGUCUGAAGUGGCUAGAUGUUGGUGGCCACCUCAAAGCCAUGAAGAGGGUUAAAAAGAAGAUGGACGGAUUUGCAUCGGCUUGGCUUGCAGAGCACCGGCGACAGAGAAAGCCCUGCAGAAGGGACUUGGAGAGAGAUUUCAUUGACGUGCUCAUUCAAGAGGUAGAAGACAGCCACUUGUCAGCACAGUACCAAACUGACACCAUAAUUGAAGCCACCGCUAUGAGUUUGGUAGCGGCAGGCACUGAUACGAUGUCGGACACCUUAGAGUGGGCUCUCUCCGCUCUGCUUAACAAUCGCCAUGUGCUGGAAAAAGCAAAAGAAGAGUUGGAUUGCAAGGUAGGGAGGGAGAGACGAGUGGAGGAAUCAGACAUAAAGAACUUGCCAUACUUGCAAGCCAUCAUAAAAGAGACAAUGCGCCUGUACCCAGCGGGGCCGCUCUUGGUCCCGCACCAGUCCAUUGAACCCAUCCAGCUUGGUGGGUACCAUAUACCGGCCGGCACCAUCCUGUUUGUUAACACCUGGAAGAUACAUCGAGAUCCGACAUUGUGGGCGAGCCCAGAAGAGUUCAGGCCAGAGAGGUUCUUGAUGAGCCACAAAGAGAUUGCUUUCGGUGGUCAGAACUUUGCCUUCAUGCCUUUUGGAACGGGGCGAAGGAUGUGCCCCGGCUGGACGAUGGCUUUGCAAGUUCUUCACUUAACUUUGGCACGCUUGCUACAGAGCUUUGAGUGGUCGACGCCCAUGGACGAACCAGUUGAUAUGACCGAAGGGUUUGGGCUGACCAUGCCCAAAGCAGCUCCGCUCAAAGUUCAACUGACUCCUCGCCUCCCACCUCACCUCUAUUAGUGAAACUGUUCAUAUAUAUUGCUUGCUGUUUUGUGUAUGCUUCAUGAUGAUUUAGCAACAAUUCUUUCUGUUUUACUUCCAAACAAACAAUGAGGUAAUAUAAAUAGAAACUUGGUCUUUCUUUAUGCCCUCAUGAUGGAUGGCGUUGCUACAUGAUGGUGCAUGAAGUAGUUGCACAACUUUGCAGUUUAUGAUGUACCCAUUUGCACCUGCAUUUGUUUAAUUUAUAAAAAUAGGCAUUUAAAUUUACUAUAUAAAUAUGUUCUACUUAAAAUCAAACUGAUCUCUUCAUAAAGACCAACAAAAUAUGGGUUAAUCCUCGAAAAAGUGUUAUCACAAUGCACAAAUAACUAUAUGAAAGUAAUCUCAGUCUUUGACAUUGAUCUGGUUUAGAUGUUGAUCUUAAGUUUGUCCCGAUGUUGAACUCGGAUUUAAAAUAUCAAAUUUGGGUUAGAGGUCAAAUUUGAUCCAAUUUAGGUGUCAGAAUUCGCUUUAGGGCUUAUGAUUUGAGUCAGAUGUCUAAUCUAAUCCCCUUUUGAUGUUGAAUUUGAAUUUUAAACUCAUCAUCUGAUCAAAUGUCUAACCUGAUCUCAUUAAUAUGUUGAAUUUGGACAACAAACCUGCAAUCUGGAUCAAGGUCUAAUCUGAUACUAUUUAUAAGUUGCAUUUGAAUUUUAGAUCUCGAGUCUAGGCCAAUGGUCAAAUCUAAUCUAAUUCAGAUGUUGGAUUUGAAUUUUAGAUCUUUGGUUUGAAUCAAAAGUCUAAUAUGAUCGGCUUUAGGAGUUGAAUUUGGAUUUUGGAUAUAGGGUCAAGAUCAGAGGUCUACUUUGAGUCGGUUUAGAUGUCGACCAAAGGUCUGUUAUGACUCUAAUAGGAUUUUAACUCAUGUCAAAAAAUAUCGAAUUUGGAUCAUUUAGUUUCACAUUAAGUACACUUAUUAUGUAGGUUUUAGUGUAAAUAUUUUUGUAGUUUCUACUUCUAUUUUUGUAUUUAUUCUCACUUCUUUUUCUGUUUUCACUAAAUCAAUUAGCUCUUGAAUAACCUGUUGGGUGUGUGUAUAUAUAUACACACACACACACACAUUAAGUACACUUAUUAUGUAGGUUUUAGUGUAAAUAUUUUUGUAGUUUCUACUUCUAUUUUUGUAUUUAUUCUCACUUCUUUUUCUGUUUUCACUAAAUCAAUUAGCUCUUGAAUAACCUCCAACAGCUAGCACUUAAUGGGUGUUUGAUUCACUUGGAAAUAAUGGAAUUCUAGAAUCAUUAUUCUCAAUUUUUUUUAAUGAGAAUUGUAUAAUCAAACAAAGAAUUUUGAUUCUCGAAUUAUAGACUCAUUCCAGCAUCAAAAUUCUAGAAUUAUAGACUCAUUCCAGAAUCAAAAUUCUAGAAUUACGAUCCCAUCCUAAGGAGUGGAAUUAUGAUUCCAGAAUUCUAGAAUUUUUUUCAUCUCGCUUUCAAGCAGAAGGCAAAAAGGCCUUAAUUCAUGCAUUCUAGAAUUUUAAUUUAUUUUUCAUCAAUCUGAAUUCUAGAAUCAAAAUUCCAUACUAUCAAUUCAAAGAAAAAAUAGAACUGAAAUUUUCAUUCCAAUUACAGAUUGAGGUGGAAAUUUGAUUCUAGAAUUCUGAUUCCAGAAUCAAAAUUCUAAUCUAUCCAACGCCCUCUUCUGACUCUUAUAUAUAUAUGUAGGGGAUUGGUCCCCUCUUGAAAACUAUUCUCCUUCUUUGUAAUUUGAAUUAUUCAUACAAUAAAAUUUGAGUAUUUCCAGCAUCAUUCUCUCAUGUUUAUCACCCUAGUGAGCAUUUACCUUGUUUUAUGUUGUGACUUAGAGGACAUUUCUCUCUUUUAAUAGAAAUUUACAUAAACAUGUGAUAUAACUUAUUAGUUAUUAUCCUCUAUAAUUUAUACCUAUAGUUUAGCUUGGUUCACAGUCUGAAACAAGGGAAAAAAAAAAAGCAAA